Nothobranchius furzeri (turquoise killifish) is the source of this 5310-nucleotide messenger RNA. The record is from RefSeq and is a predicted model, not a curated record. Lineage: Eukaryota; Metazoa; Chordata; Actinopteri; Cyprinodontiformes; Nothobranchiidae.
CUUUCUAACGUCACCCAUUGACGAAAGCGGAAGUGGGUCGCUUCCAGCUUUAGCCUGCUAUCUGAACACCAAAACAGCGUGUGUGGAGUGUAAUAUCAUCGUGGAUAUCGGCUGGAGUGUGUCCACUCGGCUCCCUGCUGUCCGCCGCUGGUUGAAACAGAACCGAGACGAAGCUGAAGAAGCGGCCGAUUUAGAGAAAUGGAGGAUCCCGGUGGUUCUGCAGCCGAGUCUGUGACUCCAUCGCAAGCAGGUGCCUCCAAAUCAAAGGUACAUCACACACAUCUAUGUUGCUCCAGGUGUGACAGCUCUCACCUGUAUCCUGUUGGCAUAGAAGAUCAAGGGUCAUUGCCACCCGUCACCCUAGACUGAAACCUGGCUUUUUUUUUUUGUUUGAUUUCAGGUGUAAUUGGUUUUAAUUGCAUCAGAAAAUAGCCGCUAAAGCAUCAUUCUAAGUGUUGGAACGAUGAAAUCUGAUGAUGAUGAUCUUGUUUUGUGAUUCAAAAAGUUUCAGAUCUUUAACUGUGGGCGACGGUGGCACAGGAGUUAAGUGCUCGCCCCGUAAUCAGAAGGUUGCAAGUUCGAGCCCCGCUCAGUCUGUCGCUGUCGUUGUGUCCUUGGGCAAGACACUUAACCCACGUUGCCUGCCGGUGGUGGUCGGAGGGACCGGUGGCGCCUGUGCUCGGCAGCCUCGCCUCUCUGGACACCUUGUCCAAAGAAGACCUGAUCAAAUAUGCCAAAAAGCAGAUUGCUGCAAUGCAAAAGAUGAAGGGCAGGUGUGCAGAUUUGGAAAAAGAAGUUGAAACUCUUAAACAGCAAUCCAAAAACAGUGAAAGAAGUUUAGAUGAUGCCUCCCUAAUACAGGAGCUGACAGAGAGGAUGGACACCUUACUCCUAGAGAAGGCAGAAACUCAGCAAAGUCUUUCACUCCUAUGUAAAGUACUGGAGAAAACCAAGCAGCAAGCCAAGGAAGAACUGGCUGAGCUGCAAGGUGAGCAUGAGCGUGCAAUGGAAGACCACCAAAACAAGAUCAAAACUCUGGAACGCAGCAUUGAAGAAUCCCGAGGCCAACACCAGGAGGAAGUGGCUUAUUUUCAGAAAUUACUCAAAGAGCAAGAGGAGCUUGAUAGAGAAAGGGAGAGUGAAAGGGAGAAAGAGCGCAAAGCAGAUUCUGACAGGGCUAAAGAGGCUGCAGAAGUCAGGCGCUGCUUAGCAGCUCAGCUGGAAACUCUUCAAGCUGAACUGAUGGAAAACAAAGAGGAAAAUUCCCUUGAGAUGGCUGAGUUACAGGAGAAUUACCAGAGGGAGAUAACGAAGGCCCAGCAGGAGCUGGAGAACCUGAAGGAGGAGCUGGCUCAGAAGAGUCUGCAGCACGAGGAGGAAAUGAAAACUCUGGAGGAGGAUUGUGAGAUCGAGAGGGAGCGUCUGUUGUUGCUCACCGACGAGCUAACUGAGCAGCUUGCUCUCAAAGAAAGCUACUUGCAGGAUGUUCAAGAGGAAGAUGAAGAAGCUGCCCGUGGUUCAGGGAUUGCCAAAAUGCUGGAGCUGUCUGGAUGCAAACAGGUUGAUCCCUCUGGUGAAGGAGAAGAGACGGAGAUGAGCCGGCUGAGAGCUGCUCUGGAGGACCUACAGUCCCAGAACACCAUGCUGCAGGAUGAACUGACCUUGCUCAGUAAUGUAAAGACAGAGCUCGAGGCAGAAAUGGAGCGGGCCAGGGAGGAGUUUCAAAUAGAAAAAGAAGAGUUAGAGUUUAAAAUUAAUGAGCUGCAGAUGAUCAAAGAUCCUGAAUCAGUGAUAACUCUGGAUUCUGACCAACAAGAGAUCCAAGGAGAAAGCUCGACAAAAGACCAAAACUUCCUGAAUGUAGAGGAGCAUGUGAAGCUGAACGAGAAGCUGAGAAGCCACUGUGAGGCUUUGACCCAAGAACGAGACACUGCUGUAGCUGAGUGCCAGCACAUGAGAGACAUCCUUCAAAAUGUGGAGACACAACUGGGUGAGAAGACAAAUGAUUUUGUUCGGCAGUACAGUGCCAUGAAAGAACAGGGAGCUAUUACUGUCCAAGACCUCCAGGACAAGAUCGAACAGCUCCACCUCGAAAAAGACGAGCUGUCAGUGAGGAUGAAUGAAGUCACACAAGAGAGAAGCUCUCUGAUGGAGAAUAUUCUAGAGCUUAAGCUGAAACUUGAGGUUUCCUCAAAUGAAAACCAAAGACUUUUGUCUUCUGUAGAGGAACAAACCAGUUUAGCCAGUGAGUUGAAACAAUCAGUGCAGGAUCUGAUGAGCCAAAAUGAGAUCUUGUCCCAACUCAAAAUGAAGGAGAGUACAAUUCAAGAUUUGAAUGAAGUUGUCCACUCACUCACAGAAGAUCGAGAUGAAAUACAGCAUCAGUUAAAGGUCAAAGAAGAUGAAAUGCAAAAGCUGGUUGAUGAGAGAACAAAUGAGAUCGAGAAGCUGCUUCAGGAGAAGGAAAGAGAAGCACUUUUGCUCAGAGAAGAGAAAGAAAAACAGCUGGAAAACCUGAAAACGAAAACGGAGAACGAAAUGACAGAAAUUAGAGGAGAGAGAGAAACGGUGGAAGGAAGUCUUAGAGAGAAGCUGGUGGUCCUGGAGGAGAAAUGUUCUGCUUUAGAGCUGAGCGUUAAAGAGCUCUCCACAGAGAAGACGGGUCUCCAUCAGGAACUGGAGCAGGCUCUAUCAGAACUUUCCAGGGUUCAGGAAGAUGGGCAGCAUUUAGGGUCUAAGCUGGGAGCACUGGAAACUCAGAUGGAGCAGAUGGCAUCUGAAAAACAGCAACUGGAGGAAAAGUUUAAAUCCCUGAUGGAUGAGGCUGAACAAGCCCCCGGCUCCAUGAGAAUGCAGGAGCAAAAUCAUGCUGCAGUUCUCCAAAUGUCCACAGAAAAGGUCAAAGAAUUCCAAACACGUGUGGAUGAGCUGGAGAAGGAGAGAGGCCUGAUAAAAAGCAGACUCACAAAAGAGGCUAAAGCCGAAAGAGGGUCAGAAGAGAUGCUGCAGGACCUGCAGAGCCACAUCAAAGACCUGGAGAAGGAGAGAGACAUGCUGAGAACAGACCUGGAGGACAAGAUGAAAUAUGCUGAAGGGCUGCAGAAAGAGCUGCAGGCUGUGAGGAUGGUUAGUGAGGAGAACCAGACACUCCAGGCUCAGAUCUCCCUGGCUAAACGUGAGAAGGUGGAGGAGGUGGGAAGGAAGCUUGAGAACGUAGAGAAACUCAGCAGAGAGCUCCAGGAUCAGCUGACUGAGAAGGAGUCCCUUGUGUCCCAGCUAAGGAGGGAAAUGGAAGCUUUUCGGAAAUCUGCCCAGGUGGCAUCCUCUGAUCAACCCGAAGACGACGAGAUGACAAAGAAAUUAGCUCUUCUGGAAAACGAAAUCAAAGGAAAAGAUGAGAAGAUCAACAAAAUCAAGGCUGUUGCAGUCAAAGCCAAGAAGGAGCUGGACAGCAGUAAGAAGGAGGUUCAGACUCUGAAAGAGGAAAUAGAGUCACUGAAGGCAGAACGGGAGAAAGUAAACAGCUCUAUGAAAGACAUCAUCCACGGUGCUGAAGGCUACAAGAACCUGCAGAUAGAUUACGACAAGCAGACCGAGCAGCUGGACAAAGAGCGAGAGAAUCUGGAGGCAGCGGAGAGACAGAUUGCUGAUCUGACCAAACGACUCAGCAGUGCUGUCACACAGACGGAAACACUGAGCAGUGAGAAGGAGGAUCUGUUGGCUGGUUUGGAGACCAUGAGGAGCACAGUGAAGCAGUUGGAGGUCAAGAACCAGGAGCUGCAGAAACAAUUAGCAAAUCAAGACAAUGACCUCCUGGCUGAGAGAACAAUGAAGGAGCAAAAGCUUAAGGAUUUGUCAUCUGCCACGAAGGAGGUGGAGGAGCUGACAGCUCAGCUCCGCAAGCAGCAGCAGCAAUCUCAGCAGGCCGCUCAGGAACUGGAGCAGCUACGCAAGGAGGCGCAGCAGAAUUCCCUGCUGGACAUGGAGAUGGCCGACUAUGAACGUCUGGUGAAAGAACUCAAUGGCAAGCUGAGGGAGAAAGAGGCGCAGCAGGAGGAGUUAAAAGCCCAGAUUAGCAGCUUCACUCAGAAGCAGGAGACGCUCAAGCAGGAAAUCGAGGCUUUGAAGUCUCAUUUGGACCAGGAAGAGGAGAAGACCAUGAAGAUGAAACAGCUGCUGGUGAAGACAAAGAAAGACUUGGCAGAUGCCAAGAAACAGGAAAGCUCGCUGAUGAUGGUUCAGGCUUCUCUGAAAGGAGAGCUGGAGGCUAACCAGCAGCAGCUCGAAAGCUCUAAGAUUGAGGUGUGUGAGCUGACAGCCGAGCGCCAUCGUCUGCAGGAGCAGCUCAGGUCUGCGCUGGAGCAGCAACACCGAACCAGCAGCUCCCUGCAGCAACGCAUCCACGGUCUGCAGCAGGACAGAGACACCGCUAAGGCUGAGCUUGUAACAACAACCAGUGAGUUUGAGAGUUACAAGGUACGAGUCCACAAUGUGCUGAAGCAGCAGAAGAGCAAAACCAGUGCCCAAAGCGAAGGAGACUCUGGCAAAAGAGAAAGGGAGCAGUUGUCCUCCCAGGUCGACCAGCUGAGGACCAGACUGACGGAGAGCCAGCAGAGCCUCCUGAGCAGCACAGCAGAGCUGCAGCAGCUCCAGACCGAACACGACACUCUGCUGGAGAGACACAACAAAAUCCUGCAGGAAAACAUCAGCAAAGAAGCUGAGCUCCGCGAGAGGGUUUUGUCACUGCAGUCGGAGAAUGUGGCGCUGCGGUCGGACCUGUCCCAGGCUCAAACUGACCUGUCCUCCCAGGCUGAGGCCCAGCGGCACACCUACAGGGAGCAGCUGAGGAAGCUGCAGGACGACCACCGGGCCACCAUGGAAAUGCUGCAGGGACAACUGACCCGAGUUGAGGAGCAGCUCUUCAACCUUCAGAGCCAGAGCAGUUCUGUGUCAGUCCAGUCCAGCCGUAAGCCCCUGGCAUCAGACCCUCAGCGCAGAAUUGCUGAUCAGAACCAGCCAGGGUUGGGAAUAGCAGCCUUCAGCGACCUCCAGUCUAUGGCAAGGGAGGAGGGAGAGGGCAUGGAGACCACAGAGAUGGAGAAAUCCUCCCCAGCUUUUACAUCCCUGCUCUCUCUGGAGCAGUUGCUCACAUCCCCAGAUCCCAAACAAGAGCCUUUUGUGUGGGCGGUGGAGCCGACCAAAGAGGAGUUACGUGAGAAGCUGAACACGGUUACCCGCAGUAUGGAGCACAUGAACAGUCUCCUGCAUGAAACCGAAGCCACCAAUGCUGUUCUCAUGGAGCAGAUCACA